AUGGAGAAACUUUUGAAGUGGUCGAUCGAGUCAGCUUCUUAUGAUCCCAACUCUGGUAAAGAGGCUCCUGCCAAACCCGAUCCAGAGCUGCUGGCCCAGCUGUUUGGAGCUAAAGACGAGCCUACUCUUAUGAAAGAAGCUAUCCAGGUCGCUAUAAAUAAGGAGAAUUCUCUCGAGGAUAGAGAAACUGCUCUGGAUAACUUCGAAAUGCUCAUUGAAAAUCUCGAUAACGCUAAUAAUAUUGAGAACAUUGGUCUAUGGCCCCCUAUCUUGCAGCUGGUAGCAGACUCGGAGCCGACUAUCCGAAAAAUGGCAUGUUGGAUUAUUGGAACCGCUACUCAAAACAAUCCCAAGACCCAGGAGGCAUUUGUUGCUAAAGACGGUUCUCUCAAGCAAUUGCUGGAUCUGGUCACUGUGUCUUCACCUGCUGGUGAAGAGCUCGAAGUUGUGUAUAAAGCUAUCUACGCUCUAUCCAGUGUUUUGGGACACUGUCCACAAGCAUACGAAAAGUUCGAACAAGCCGAUGGAUGGUCGAUUCUCGCGAAACUACUUUCCGAGGAGAACCACAAUUCGAAGCUGCAGUUCCGCUCUCUGUCAUUAGUCCACUCUGUGUCUCACAUCGAACCUGUUGGUGACAAGUUCGUACAACUACGCAAGACCGGCACCAUCACCAGCUUGAUAGAGAUCCUCAAACAAUCGACCCAAAACGUGCAAUCACAAGAAAAAGUGCUCCACAUCCUGGGCACGCUCCAAACUGCAUCUUUUGACUUCACCCCCGAAGAGAAGUCGCAAAUCGUGGCUGUCCGCAAAUCCCUAAUAGCCAGCGAAGUCAUUCAGCCCGACGAGUACCACUUCUCCGCCUGA
Sugiyamaella lignohabitans is the source of this 864-nucleotide messenger RNA. It is a transcript of the gene FES1, whose product is annotated as Fes1p. The record is from RefSeq and is a predicted model, not a curated record. The transcript has a single exon. Lineage: Eukaryota; Fungi; Ascomycota; Dipodascomycetes; Dipodascales; Trichomonascaceae. The coding region runs from base 1 to 864 and encodes 287 amino acids.